UUUCUGUUCAUGCUCAUUUCACAUUUCUAUUUACUUCACUUUCUCUUCUCACUGCACGUUCGCUGUGUCAGUGUGUCUUAUUGAAUGACAGCUAACUUAACAUAUUCAAAAUUCUUAAUUAAGGUACCUAAUUUGAUCCCUUACUUUGUCAUAAAUUUCUGCCCUUUAUCAAUUUCAUCCACCAUUAAGAAAUUUGAAUGCUCAACUACCGGAAAGCACGCUUAUGGACGAUUUCCUAUUCUAGUGAAAGCAAUUGUUAAUCCGGAUUACUAUUUUCCUUGUAACUACUGGUCCAGUUUAGUUCUAAUCAUGGGGAAGAAAAGCAAAGGGGGGUUUUAUGCAGUGGCUCGUGGGAGACAGGUUGGAGUUUUUACGACAUGGGAUGAUUGUCAAAAACAAGUGAAUGGGUUUGCCAACGCGAGGUUUAAAAAGUUUGAAUCACAAAGCGAAGCUGAAACAUUUAUUGGUGAAAAUGGAGGAUUUUCAGGAUUGACCGUGGCCAAACCUGCAAAUAAUAUUGUCUCUGCAUCAUCGUCUUUAACGGUGUCUUCUUCUAUCAUCACUGGAAGUAGCAAUAACAAACAAGGAUUUUCAAAAAGUUUUGGUCCUUCUUUAACAAACCACGUUCCAAAAGAGUCCUACACGGUAUCACUAGCUCGACCUUCCAUAUAUCAAUUCCCAAGCGGACCUCCUUCCAGACUUGCACAGACUCGGACUGCGAUAUUAAUUAAUCCUCUAAGUCGCCCAACUCCUUCUGCCGAAAGCAGUGACUCGACACGCGGCAUAAGAACUUCUGCAACGGUCGGAAAGAGGGGUUUGAGAGUGACAGAGGACAGAGUGACGGGUGUAAAGAGGCAAAAGACCGACGCCAAUGUUGGGGUGGACAUGUCGACAUUUCAAGUUGAUGAAGAAGGUUAUGUCACAGUAUUUACGGAUGGGGCAUGUUCGGCAAAUGGAAAGAAAGCUGCCAAGGCAGGAAUUGGUGUUUGGUUUGGAGAUGAUCAUGAAUUGAACAUAUCAGAACCAGUUAUUGGACGACAGACAAACAAUACAGCUGAAAUUCAAGCUGCUGAACGAGCAAUUGUACAAGCAAAAAAUGCAGGUAUAACCAAGUUGAAACUCAAGACGGACUCACAAUUUACAAUAAAUUGUGUGACAAUGUGGUUGAACAAAUGGAGGCGAAAUGAUUACAAGUUGGCUAACGGGAACGACGUAAAAAACCGAGAAGAUUUAGUGAAACUAGACCAAGCUAUGAGCGGAAUUGAAAUAAAAUGGUCGUACGUGCAAGGACACAAAGGACAUUAUGGCAACGAACGAGCUGAUUCUCUAGCUGUCGCAGGUGCCAACAAGUGAUAUAGCAAAUACUGAGCAAAUCUUAAAUAUAUAUAUGCGACCUGACUGAUUAAUUAUAUAUUAAUACAUAAAAUUAAACGAAAUGAAUGCACCAGAAGAAAACUUCCAAUAAUAAAGUGUAUGCGGUUUUA
Molecule: messenger RNA, 1484 nt
Organism: Folsomia candida
Lineage: Eukaryota; Metazoa; Arthropoda; Collembola; Entomobryomorpha; Isotomidae
Gene: rnh1
Product: ribonuclease H1
Exons: 5
Coding region: 85-1353 (422 amino acids)
Biological process (GO): DNA replication, removal of RNA primer
Molecular function (GO): nucleic acid binding; magnesium ion binding; RNA-DNA hybrid ribonuclease activity
Source: RefSeq, a predicted model, not a curated record